AUGGCCCCGGCCGUGGAAAUCUCCUCCCUCUCCUUCUCUCGACGAUCCCAUUCUUCUCCCGAUCUUCCGUCACUGCCAUCACAAGCCAAGUCACCCUCGCUUGGCCAUCCCGUCUCGACCGACCACACAGCCUUGGAUAUGAAGGGCCUGGCCGAGUUCGCGACGUUUGAAAUACCCUCCUUCAACUCCGACUUGGACCUUAAGCUCGACAUCUCUCUUCCACUCGCUCUAGAGACCAAGCUGGCCCCUUCUACUACCUCCUCCGAAUAUGUCGACCCCAACCCCCCUUCUCCACCAACAACCUUGCAACAUCUACGCACAAAAUCUGCGGCCUCCUCCAACGAUGGGCCUCGCUCAUGGCUGCGCAGCUUGACGACCAUCCGAGAUACCCAGUACGAGGACGACGAGGACGCUGCUCCUCCUCCAUUCGACGAACCACGGCGGCCCGCUACAGCAAACGAAGUGCCCAUGGACAGCGACGAGGCAGCUCGCCGAACGGCCCGGGACCGCGCCCAAUCCACAUCUGCGAGCUUUGCCAGCUUCACCAAGAGGUCGUGGAUUCCGUCGUCGCGCUCGCUGCCCAAAGUCCAAUCAGACACUCCAGUUCCAGCCGCGACGAGCGUGAAGCAGGAAGCGAAAUCGAACCGCUACCAGCUGAAACGGGCUGUGACGGCCAGCAUCCAGGAAAUUACGACCAAUCAGACGACCCAAACCCGCUUAGUCGACUCAGGUGCUAAGCCCGCGACAAAGGGACUCGCUCGUGCCACCAGCUACUUCUCCAGGAUCAAGCAAAAACCCGCGUCCACGUUGUCUAAAACAAGUGACAGCAUUGGCUCCGAUUUUAGCUGCGCCUCGUCUGCCACCAGCUUGGCUCAGCCGGGCUCCAGCAGCAUCGACACGCAUGUCUCGCAGUCCACCUCUUCUGCAGAGACCAACUCCACGGCGCUCACCACAGAUGAAUCGUCGAGCGAAAUGCCAGCGCGCAUGCCCGAUCCCCUGUGGUCGCAGUUCAAGAAUCUGGACCUCGAGUUUCGCGGGUUCGCCUCAAAGGCCGUUGCCCAACAAUGCGCUCUGAUCCAGUCCCUGUUUCUGCCCUUUCUCAAGAGCACCACUAGCCAGCAGUCACUUAGCGGUCUGCGGCCCGAAGAUGUCGACUGCAGGGCUUCCAUUCUCAACAAGUGGUGGGGCGGUGUCCUCGACAUGCUCGAGGUGCAGCACCAACAGCCGGUCCCGGGCCUUGAUCGCCAGCUGCUCUUCGAGACGGCAACUACCAUCAUGAUGCGGCUUGAGUGGCGCCAGACAACGUCCUACUUUAUGCCCGUGUCGGAGCGGUCCCCUCAGGACCGGACGCGGGCGAGGUCAUCCACCAACUCAUCCAACUCAUCGCAGAGCUCAAACCAGUCCGCUAUGCUGGCGGAGUCGGCUGAGCACAACAUCAGGACCAUGUUCGUGUCUAACCUGGUGAGGCAGAUGGCUUUCGUGGUCGAAAAGAUGUCUCUCCGCCACGUGCCCCCGAGCUUGAUCGAGUUCGCUGGCAAGACGUGCGCAUACGCAUUUUUCUUCGCACCCGGUGUGUCUGAUAUCUUGGUGAGGCUUUGGGGGCUGACGCCUGACCUGAUUCGCCGUGUCGCUGAAAGCAUGGGCCUGGGUCGCAACAGCAGCAGUUCGCCAGUUGACGAGGAAAUUACAGCCUCAUUCCCACCGAGGCUGAGUUCCUUGGCUUGGUCUUCGCCUCGAGGAAUGUGGGCCACUCUGAAACGCAUCCCAAAGAUGCCUCUGCUUGUAGCGAGAGUGCCAUGGACGGGACCCUGGGUGAUGCGGUGGAAAGGUCGCGAUACCGAUCUUCUCUUCAUCUUCUGCAGACACUUUCACAUAUUGUCCGACCAAUUUAUGCCCGAGGGCCUCUCUUUGACUGAGAAAGCACAUUCGCCUGCAUUCGUUCUUGUUCAUGCACAACUCUUGUCGAUUCUGGAUGGCACCAUCCACCGCCAAGCUACCUUUGAGCCUCAAGGCUCUCUCUUGGCCAGCUCGGCUCGGGGAGCUGAAGCAGCAGCCUUGCAAAUGCCUAUGCCACCAAACAAUAUGAUGAAGAGCAUGUCGGAAAAUAGACUGGUCGUGUUAUUGAAAGACAUCCUGUCAGAUAGCGCCUCUUUGUAUCCCGGGGCGAGACAUACAUUCGCUGAAGCUUUCUCUGCGCUGUUGAAAGCUGCCGCGAGCAGGACCUCUAGAUACAACAGCACCUCGUGCUCAACGCUGUGUGACUUAUUGGAGGAGGUUAUCCUCAUCUACCAUCGGGCUGAGACGGCUGAAAGCCCAACAUGCUACAUCGACUGGCCUUUUUGGGUUGAGGUUUGCAAACUGGCCUUGACAUCGCUCAACACUCUUUCAGAAAUUCGAAUGAUUUCCUUCAUUUUCACGAUAUGGGAUGCCAUUGCCAAAGAUCCCGAGCAGAAGAUGAUGGUAUGCCGCGACUGGCUGUUGACAGAAGAAACCUUUAACGCUUUCUUCAACAACUGGUGCCCGAUGGUGCGAGCGUAUUACAUGCGUCUUCUUUGCUGGAGAAUCUGCCGUGACAAGGGUAGCCAGAAUGACACAGACAUGGAAAUAUUCGCGCUGGUUUCAAAGAGGCUCAAGAGCGUUUGGUCGCAUUAUCUAUAUCUUCAACAGGCUGCCGAGGAAGCUGGCCAACCAGGUCCCGCCACGGAACCAAUGUCGCCCACGCUAGGAAAGCGAUUCAUCAUCAUUCGUCAGGAAAUCAGUGUACCUCAGCCGGGCCUAUUUGUGACAUUUGAUACCUUCACCAAGGCGUCAAGCAUAGUGUCGCCCACUAGCGACAGCAGCGCCGACGCAAGCCUUCUGGCCAAGAAUGACCCAAAGAAAAAGUGGUCUAUUCUCAAGUUGCUGACAUUCACCUCGACGGCCUCUCCUACUACGAAAACCACCACGGAUUCACCAUCUACAGACGACGGACUUCAGAAUGCACGCCGCGAGGUUGCAAACUCUCGGGCGCGACAGAACGCUUCUGCCAGUCCACCCAGGACGGCCAAAUCCGACAAGAGCGUGGACUCUGAUGGCUCGAACCCGGUCUUUGAAGAGCCCAAGUUUACGUUCAAGUUCGUUCUGGGCUGGCCGCAGCCUAACCAGCAGCCGUCUCCCAUAGACCGCAUUCUCGCACGCCCGAGGCUCCCUACACCAGCCCAGGGUGGCUUGGUGCAAGCAGCAAGGAAUGCAAGCCCACUUAGCUCACCAGUCACAGAGCCUCGUCGCAAGUUAUCUCUCAGCGGCGGGAUAAUAUCAGAGGAGUCUUCGUCUACAAGCGGCUCCGAGACAAAUAGCGGCGCCUCGACACCUAGUGAAUCCAGGUUUCUUCCUUCUCCCAUCGUCCACCUGACGGCAAUCGAAGAAAGGCAGGGAGACGCCGAACCCGAGGCUGUAAAGCCCGCUGGCGUGUUUGUCAAGAACUUGGUUUACUCGGGACGUGCGUUAUCCGAGUGGAGUCUCGUGGUAGCGGAAUGCAACAACUUUGUUGAGCGCCGCCGUGACGAGGGCAUUGGCUCGCUGAGUGAAGUUGAAGUGCCGCUGCUCGGCGUCGAGGGAUUCCGCAAGAUGGGUGGCUAG
Messenger RNA from Trichoderma breve, 3618 nucleotides. RefSeq lists its product as uncharacterized. Bases 1 to 3618 code for a protein of 1205 amino acids. The record is from RefSeq and is a predicted model, not a curated record. The transcript has 3 exons. NCBI's taxonomy places the organism in Eukaryota, Fungi, Ascomycota, Sordariomycetes, Hypocreales, Hypocreaceae.